Molecule: messenger RNA, 4882 nt
Organism: Hippocampus zosterae (dwarf seahorse)
Lineage: Eukaryota; Metazoa; Chordata; Actinopteri; Syngnathiformes; Syngnathidae
Gene: edrf1
Product: erythroid differentiation regulatory factor 1
Exons: 25
Coding region: 302-3964 (1220 amino acids)
Biological process (GO): positive regulation of DNA-templated transcription
Source: RefSeq, a predicted model, not a curated record
AAAGCGGAAGUCGUGUGUCGUCAGGAGACGCUACGCCAACUGGUUGCUUAGGGGGAGGAGGAGAAACUCAUUUGUUCAUAAUGUGGCGAGUUUGACAACAUGAAACGAAAUAGUUUCCUUCAGCGUUAACCCGAAUCCCGUGGUCGUGUCCCCCGCAUUCUUAACGUGUCCGAUCUCCAGUGGCUGUGGACGAGAUUGUAGCAUGCUAAGCUAGUAGACGUCAACUUUAGCUCCAUUGAUGAUUUAAGUGUGUUUGGCAGCUCCAUGGAAAAGCUCGUCUAGUUUUUGUGGCUUGUCCAGUAUGAGCUCGUCAGAUGGGUACACAGAGCCUGGGGAUCAUGCCCAGGAAGAAAACAUCAUCUCCACAGGAGACAACAACAAGCAUGACUCGGCGAUAUGCUCGGGAAGUAGCAGCAGUCAAAUCAAGAGCUGUGCUGUGGUCAAGUACUGCGCCGCCCCACCUGCCAGCACGUAUGCCCUGUUGCAGGAGAAGACCGACCUCAAGCUGCCCCCUGCCAACUGGCUGAGAGAGAACGCCCAGCUAGGCACCACCGUGUUGGGCUCCAGCAGCAAGGGCAAGCCGUUUUCAAGUUUUGGAAUGGCGUAUGACUUUAUCGACUGCAUCGGGGAUGACGUCGACGUCGUGUCAGAUUCAGAGAACAUCAAGAAGCUGUUGAAAAUCCCCUACAGUAAAUCACACGUCAGCAUGGCCGUCCACCGCGUGGGUCGCACCCUCCUCUUGGAUGAGCUGGACAUCCAAGAGCUCUUCAUGAGAUCCUCGCAGACGGGCGAUUGGACGUGGUUGAAGGACUUUUACCAGCGGUUGAUGGAUCAGAAGUGGCAAAGAAAAAAGAAGAGCAAAGAGCAUUGGUAUCAGAAAGCCAUCCUGUCCAAGUUCCUCUACUACAGUAUUAACGGCGACUGCGCCGCCGAGCCGGUGGCGGAGAACCUGAACGACGACGAGGAGUGCGGCGGGCGGGAGUUCGGCUCGUCAUGGCCCACCGCUUUCACCAGCUCCGACGCGGGAGAGUCGGCCGCUUGUAAACAGGAACGCGUCCCCAUGGAUAGGAAAUUCGCUAUAGGCCAGGUGACGUCGGCGCCCCAAGAGCAAAACCUGCCAGCGCUCUUUAACGAAGGCGAAAACAGUCAGGGUUUAAGGAAUGACUUUGUGAGAAAUAUCAUGUGGACCUUUGAGGAUAUUCAUAUGUUGGUUGGCUCCAACAUGCCGAUUUUCGGAGGCGGGCGCUACCCGGCUGUCAGCCUCAAACUCAGGGACAACAACAAACCCAUCAAUAUCCUUACCGGUAUCGACUACUGGCUGGACAAUCUGAUGUGUAACGUCCCCGAGCUGGUCAUGUGCUUUCACGUCAACGGUAUCGUUCAGAAAUACGAGAUGAUAAAGACGGAAGACAUCCCCCAUCUGGAAAACUCGACUUUUUCCACCAGGGUGGUGAAAGACAUCGCUCAGAAUAUCCUUUCUUUCCUCAAGUCCAACUGCACCAAAGAGGGUCACACCUACUGGCUUUUCAAAGCGAGCGGGAGCGACAUCGUCAAGCUUUACGAUCUGACAACACUGUGCGAGGAGGCCGAAGAGGAGAAGAGCCACAAUCCCUUCACGCUUCCCGUGGCUGUGUUGCUUUAUAAGGUGGCAUGCAACCUGAUGCUCAAGGCCCGAGAAAACAGAAAGCACUACGGCACGAUCCGAACUUUGCUUUUAAACUGCAUCAAACUUCUGGACCAGGACAGGCACCCCCAGAUCAUCGCCUCGGCCCACUACAUGCUGUCCGAGCUUUUCCAACUCGAUGAACCUCAGGAGGAGGACGACGACGGAGGCGAAUCUUACCGGGCCUGCGGCUCAGAGGACAGCUACAGUAACGAUGACCGCGAAGAGGAAGACGACGAGAGCGACGACAGUAGCUCGGACAAUCACGGCCGCAUGCAGGACGCCAGUAAAGCCGUGGCGGUCAUCCGCUCUGUCGGAGAACUGUCGGUCCCGGAGAAAUACAAAUCCACUCAGCUGAUCCGACCGGGUGGCGCUUUCCCCAUCUCACAAGACAAAGAGGAGCGAUGCAGACAUGUCCUCAACUAUGUGCUGAAGGGUCUGAAGGCCGUCGAUAGCAGCAUCAAGAAGGAGAGCGAGCUCCCGGCCGUGGACCCCAACACGCCCAUCCCUCUCAAGUACGAAGACGGAAGCGCAGCGGAAAAAGGCGUCUCUCCUUUCCUCGAAAGAGUGGGGCAUUCGCAGGCGGACCAAAAGCAUCCCACGCGCUCGGGCAUGAUUCCCGGCACCUGGCAGCACCAGAUGAAACUUCAGCUCUUCCUCAAGGCCUCCAAGGCGUACUACGUGCUGUCCGACGCCGCCACCAACCUGCUGAAAUACGGCCGAGCCUUGCGCUACAUCAAGCUGUCCCUGCAAAGCUACGAUGCCUAUUGCGCUAUCGGAGGCGCGCUCCACCCGCAGGCGCUCCUUUUCCACAGCCACUGCCUCUCGCUGUGCGGCGACAUCCAGCUGAUGUUGGCCCAGAAUUCCAACAACAGAGCCGCGUACCAGGAGGAGUACGGCUACCAGACCAAAGAGGACCAGGAGAUCUUACACAACCUACAUCGGGAGAGCAGCUGCCAGGCGUUCAACAUGGCAACCGACCUGGCCACCGACCUCGAGUACCAGCUGUUUGUGAGCAGCAAGUGCUACGAGGCCGCCUACGAGCUGCUCGUCUCGCACGCCUUGAAGGAGGAGGCGUCGGAUCAGCUGGCUCAGGCGCUGAAGCGGCUGGGGAACAUCCGCAACGAGAUGGGCGUCUACUACAUGAACCAGGCGGCGGCCAUGCAGACGGAGCAGGUUAAGACCUCGGUGUCCGCCGCUGAGCAAGAAAUGUGGAAAAAGAGCUUCGCCUUUUUCGAGAAGGGCAUGAAGGACUUUGAGGCCAUCGGGGACAACACCAACAAAGCGCUGCUGCUGUGCAACACGGGCAAGCUGAUGAGGAUCUGCGCCCAGGCCCACUCGACCGUCUCCGUGGACGACAGCAGAGGGGAGUUCUCCCCGGAGGAGGCGCUCUACUACCACAAGGCCAUCGACUACUACUUGCGCGCCAUGAGGUCAUUGACAUGCCGUGAGAACCACCAGCCAAUUUGGGACAGCGUGAACUGGGAGCUGUCCACGACAUAUUUCACACUGGCCACACUUCUGCAGGACUACGCGCCUCUCUCCAGGAAGGCUCCGGAACAGAUUGAGCGAGAGGUGACUGAGGCCAUGAUGAAAUCGCUCAAGUACUGCGACGUGCACACCGAGUCCGCCCGCCAGCUGCUGUACCAGUACAGAGCGGCAACCAUCCACCACCGCCUGGCCUCCAUGUACCACAGCUGCUUCCGGAAUCAGGUGGGCGACGAGCGCUUGAGGAAGCACCACCGCAGCCUGGCCGAGCUCCACUACAGCAAGGCCGUGUAUUUGUUCCUCAGCCUCAAAGAUGCGCCGUGCGAGCUGCUCCGGGCCUUACUGGAGAGGGUGGCCUUUGCCGAGUUUACCAUGGCGGCUCAGAACAGCAGCACGGCCAAGCAGAAGAGCCUGACGGCCGCUUUGGAGAUCAUGGCGGAGACUCGCUGCGCCUUCCAGAUGAUUCACAAAGAACUGCUUGAAGAGCAGACUGAGGGAAGCCACGCAGCUCUUCCGGGAUCUUCGGGUUGCCCUGCGCCAGGACUGAACCUCCAGGAAGUGACCAAGCUGACCGCUCUGUUUGAGUCGCGCUUCUCCGAUCUGCUCCUUCAGCUCAUCAAACUCAUGACUAAAACUAAACGCAAACCCAGCAAAAAGGACGAAGAGCUGCUGCAGAGUUACAGGAACGUUUACUCCAAGCUGCUGCGCUGCGACAAGAACACGCCUCUGCUCGCCCGCGUCGGCCUGUACGCCGAACUUCUGCAGCAGCUUACGCCCAACGCCGACGGCUACGACGCUAACGUGCUAUCGUGACGACGCCUUCUUUAGAUAUUGCGGACUGAAAAACUACUUGCACAUUUUGGAAGAUGCUCGAUUUGUGUUUCAAGUUGUCCGAUACUCACACAUUUUUAGGGAUAUUCAGCUUUCGGGUGAAAAUUCAAAUUUGCAGCAGGGAUUUAUAACAACACACCAAAGCUCCUCUGACCUCAUCAGUACAGCACUAAUAUGAGUCAUUCUACGCAGAGGAUAAAGACUAUAUAGCGAGUACUGUAAUACUGUCUGCAUACAUGUUGUUGAACCGUUUCUGUUCGAUCUGUUGCUUAAGGUGUGAAAGCAGCCCAACGUCGAUGCGAGUGAGCAUUAGCAUGAAGCUAGUGGUGCCUUUCUUUAGGCAGCCUUCAAGCCAUUUUUAAAUACACCAGAGCGUUAUUCCCUUUGUGUAAAGUUUGACGAUAAAUUUCCACUGAGCGUGGCACAAAAUUGCUGGAGGCCUCCUUUUUUGAUGAAUUGUUCACUAUUUGUCUAACUGCUGCUUGUUUUGAAGCGCGUCGAGUUGAAUUCACAGAGUCACUCGUAUCUCAAGGCACCACUGCACAGAAACGACAUGACAAAGAGUGGCACAUAUCAUCCAAGCGACUUUCGGUGAUGCGAGCCAUAAGGAGAGCCUUUUGCCUUUCAUACGAGACCCAGUGAGGGUGUGAUUUUUGCGGGCAUCCCGCUUUCAGAUCAUUACAUGCAUGACGUCAGCGUGACUGUCGGCACGACAGUGCUGUCUGUGCUCAAUCAAUAUUGAUUUUUAUUAUUUUUGAUAUCCAGAGCUUCUGUUGGCGCUGGGUAAUCUUUUUUUUUUUUCAUGUUGCUUUCUUAAAACCAAAACAGUGCAAUUAUGUAAAAAUGUUUCAAUAUUGGGCAUGUUUGCUGUGAUAUAGAAAUAAACUUUUUGGAAUGUGA